Molecule: messenger RNA, 649 nt
Organism: Porites evermanni
Lineage: Eukaryota; Metazoa; Cnidaria; Anthozoa; Scleractinia; Poritidae
Source: the annotation of a GenBank genome assembly
AUGGUUGCAACAGUGGGCACACUGAUAAAAGAGGAAAUUGCUGAAAACCUUCGAAAUGAAGUGCGUUACAUUUCAGUCAUGAUCGAUGGAGCCACAGAUGCCUCCAGCACCGAAAACAAAACUGUGUAUGCGAGGUGUUUGGGUACUGAUGGCCGACCAGUCAAUCGCAUGGUAGGACACAAACCUGUAGAGCAUGCCCACGCUGAUGGUAAGCUUUAACCUACACUGCACAUUUAUUAGUGACCUAACAAAAAAGAAGCUAUCGAGUUGUCAACAUUUUUCUUCGACAUAAUUAAUAUUCUUGGACAAAAAAAUCAGAACUAUUAAAGUCUCUGCUAAAUUCCUGGCAACCAUUUUUGUGAUACUGCUUAGUUUCACAUUCUUUUUUUGUGAUUGAUGUUUAAAAGCUUACCGGUGUAUUAACGAUAAAACUUUUGACACUUUUUGUUUAAUUUUCGCAGGUCUUCUUCAAGUUGUUGACAACUGCUUUUCGGACCUUGGAGUGAAGGAGUGGAAAAAGAGCACAAUAGGGUUUGGUGCAGAUGGCGCGUCAGUGAAUCUGGGAAAGCGACGAGGUGUUGCAUCAUUACUCAAACGUGAAGUCCACCACCUCAUUGACAUCCACUGUCUUCCCCAUCCCCACCCUUAA